This is a messenger RNA of Eruca vesicaria subsp. sativa (arugula), 6027 nucleotides long. The record is from the annotation of a GenBank genome assembly. Lineage: Eukaryota; Viridiplantae; Streptophyta; Magnoliopsida; Brassicales; Brassicaceae.
AUGGAGAGGAAGUUUUUCUUGGGACAAUAUUUGAUAUGGGUGAUAUUACUGUUGGGGCAGCUACAUGGAUACAAAAGCUGUGUUGAAAAAGAAAGGAAGGCGUUGUUGGAUCUCAAGAAAUACAUAUUCUCAAUUACUAUUAAAGAGAUGUCUGACUAUGUUGUUCCUAAUUGGAGUUACGAAGCAAAGAGCGAUUGCUGCCGUUGGGAUGGUGUAAAGUGCAAUCCUGCAAGCAAACGGGUGACCGAUAUUGAUUUUGGUGAUUUGUAUCUCAAAGAUACUUAUCUCCUAAAUCUUUCUUUGCUGCAUUCCUUCGAAGAUGUUCGUAGUCUUUCUUUCCAUGGAGGCAAUGAAUUUCUCGGUGUCGUUUACUACCGUUUCAAUGGUGUGUUUGAUGAUGUUGAAGGUUAUAAAAGCUUAAGUAGAUUAAGAAACCUGGAGAUUCUGGAUCUCUCUUCAAAUGAGUUCAACAGCAGCAUAUUUCCCUUUCUUAAUGCGGCUACUUCACUUACAACUCUUUCUCUUCGGGAUAACGACUUUGAUGGCCCUUUUCCUGCUAAAGAAGUUAAAGAUUUGACAAACUUGGAACUGUUAAACUUGAGUAGAAACAGAUUUAAAGGCCCCCUAGAAGUACAAGGCUAUAAGAGCUUAAGGAGAUUAAAUAACCUGGAGAUUCUGGAUCUUUCUAGAAAUACAUUCAACAACAGCAUAUUUCCCGUUCUCGGUUCCGCUACAUCACUCAAGAGACUGUUUCUUAGGUCCAACAAAUUGGAUUGCCCUUUCCCAGAGGAAGAACUUAAAGAUCUCACAAACUUGGAGCUGCUGGACUUGAGUGAAAACAAAUUUAAUGGCCCUUUACCAAUGCUAGUGUUACCUGCUCUAAGGAAUCUGAAAGCUUUGGAUCUAAGUGGUAAUGAAUUUUUUGCAUCAAUGGGAUUACAAGGCAAGUCCAUACAUAUACUAUGUUACUUCAUUAAAGUUGGUGGUGAAUUAACGUUUACUGAUGUGUAUGUAAAUUUGCAUUUGAUCAUCACAGGAAUUUGCGAAAUGAAAAAUAUGCAAGAGCUUGAUCUCAGUCAUAACAAACUUGAAGGCCAGUUUCCUUUAUGCUUAACUGACUUGACUCGACUUCGAGUUCUUGAUCUCUCAUCAAACCAAUUGACUGGGAAAGUUCCAUCUUCUCUCGGUAACCUUAGAUCCCUCAAGUACUUAUCGUUGUUAGAUAACAAUUUUGAAGGCUUCUUCUCACUUGGUUCGCUUGCCAACCUCUCGGAGUUGAGGGUUUUCAAACUUGGUUCGAAAUCCAAAUCAUUUCAAGUAAAAUCUAAAAGUAACUGGAAGCCAAAAUUUCAGCUGAGUGUUAUUGAACUAGCAUCUUGCAACUUGGUGAAGGUUCCUUGUUUUCUCCUAUACCAAAAGGAUUUGAGUCGCAUUGAUCUCUCUAACAAUAAAAUGUCAGGAUAUUUUCCUCAUUGGCUAUUGGUCAACAAUUCAAAACUCGAAGUUUUGUUUCUACAAAAUAAUUCGUUUACAAGUUUUCAGCUUCAAGAUUCUGCUCAUAAUCUGCAUUUCUUGGAUGCUUCAGCCAAUGACUUCAAUCAUAUGCUUCCUGAGAAUAUUGGGUGGAUACUUCCUCAUUUACAUUAUAUGAAACUAGCUAAUAACGGUUUUCAUGGAUUUUUACCAUCUUCUCUUGGUAACAUGGAAGAUAUAUUAUAUCUGGAUUUAUCUCAUAACAGCUUCCAUGGGACACUGCCAAGAAGUUUUCUUACGGGUUGUUAUUCAAUGGCAUUCUUGACACUGUCACAUAACAAACUAAGUGGAGAGGCGUUUUCUUCGGAAACAGUCAACUUUCCUGGAAUAAAAGAGCUGUCCAUGGAUAACAAUCUUUUUACAGGAAAGAUUGGUCAAGGUUUGCGGAGCAUGGAAUUCUUGGAACUGCUAGACAUUUCAAACAACAAUCUCACAGGUGUUAUUCCAAGCUGGAUUGGUGAGUUUCAAAACUUGCAGGCACUACUACUUUCAAACAACUCAUUGGAAGGUGAAAUACCUAUUUCUUUGUUCAACUUAACUGAUCUUGAGCUGCUGGACCUUUCCGCAAACAUUUUAUCUGGGGGCAUACCUCCAAAGGUCAGUUCGACAAGACGGGUAUUAUUACUCCUUCAAGAUAAUAAUUUGUCCGGGGCUAUUCCGGACACAUUGUUGAUUAACGUCACUAUUCUUGAUCUGAGAAAUAAUAGAUUGUCUGGGAAUAUUCCGGAGUUCAGUAACACCCAAGACACACACACUCUUCUUCUUCGAGGGAAUGAUUUAUCAGGUAGCAUUCCUCACCGGUUGUGUGGUCUAAGAAACAUAAAACUUCUUGAUCUUGCCGACAACAGACUGAAUGGGUCCAUACCUUCAUGCUUCAGCAAUACAUCAUUUUCUUUUGGGAAAGAGGAUUCAGUAUUUGAUCAGGAUUACGGAAGUAUUGUAGCCAUUGAUAUUAAGUUCACUGGUUUUACUCCGCAGAGAGACUUCCGUGUAGAGGGUUUCCGUAUAUAUUUUGAAUCUCUUAUCAUGGUGGAACCAUUUAUAUUGAUAUACAAGACAAUCACCCGGAUUAAAAUUGAAUUCGCGACAAAGCACCGUUACGAUACUUACCUUGGUGAGAAUCUCAAAUUGUUGUUUGGAAUGGAUCUCUCCAAAAAUGAGUUGAGUGGUGAUAUCCCUACAGAUCUUGGAGGUCUUUUGGAGAUACAAUCUCUUAAUCUUUCUCACAAUAGCUUGUCAGGGUUGAUACCAAAAAGCUUUUCAGGUCUGAAGAAUGUGGAAAGCCUUGAUCUCUCCUUCAACAGGUUACAAGGCCGGAUCCCAUCACAACUCACGGAGCUGUGCAACUUAGCUGUUUUCAACGUCUCCUUCAACAACUUAUCUGGAGUCAUUCCACAAGGAAAACAGUUCAAUACCUUUGAUGCAAAAAGCUACUUAGGUAAUCCUCUUCUUUGCGGACAAUCAAUCAACACAAGCUGCGACAACAGUCACUAUCAAGAACCAGAAAAUGGUAUAGAGGACGAUGAGAGCAAAAUCGACAUGGUUUCAUUCUACUGGAGUGUAGCUGCAGCUUAUGUGACUAUACUCCUUGGAAUAUUCACAUCUCUCUCUUUUGACUCUCCUUGGAGAAGAUUUUGGUUCAGCAUCGUUGACGCUUUCAUCCACAAGGCAAAGAAUUUGUUGUUGUUUGCGGGUGCCGAAUCCAUACCUCUGCCCUCAUCUUCUUCUUCCUACACGGAACUACACGGAUACAAAGGCUGUAUUCAGAAAGAAAGGAACGCUCUAAUGGAGCUCAAGCAAUACCUUAUCUCCAUUUCUGAAGAAGGACAAGCCGACUAUGUUCUCCCUACUUGGACUAAUGACACAAAGAGCCAUUGCUGCCACUGGGAGGGCGUCAAGUGCAGUCGUACAAGCCCUCGUGUGACCAAGAUUGCUUUUGGUGAUUUGUAUCUCAAAGAGAAUUCUUUCUUUAAUCUUUCUUUGCUGCAUCCCUUUGACGAGGUUCGAAGUCUAGACUUUUCCGGGUGCGCUUUCAGUGCCUUGUUUGAUGAUAUGGAAGGUUAUAAAAGCUUAAGUAGAUUAAGAAACCUGGAGAGUCUGGAUCUCUCUUCAAAUCAAUUCAACAACAGCAUCUUCCCAUUUCUUAACGCUGCUACUUCACUUACAACUCUGUUUCUUGGGUUCAACAAGAUGGAUGGCCCUUUUCCUGUUAAAGAACUAAGAAACUUGUCAAACUUGGAACUGCUGGAUCUGAGUGGAAAUGGAUAUAACAACUCCAUGCCAGGUAGAACCUACGUCUGUUUUUUGAAGAAUCUGCAGGAGCUCUACCUCCGCGGAAAUUAUCUUGCCGGCCGGCUUCCUCUGUGUCUUGGUAGCUUGAACAAGCUACAGGUUCUUGACCUUUCACUAAACCAAUUAAGUGGAACUAUACCAUCUAGUUUCAGUAGCCUUGAGUCCCUCGAAUAUCUGUCAUUAUCAGAUAACAACUUCAGAGGCUUGUUCUCCCUCAGCUUCCUUGCCAACCUCACAAAGCUCAAGGUGCUCAAACUUUCAUCAACAUCUGAUAAGGUCCAAGUAGUUACAGAAAGUACCUGGCUGCCAAAGUUUCAACUAAGUAUUGCUUCUCUACCGUCCUGCGGCUUGAAGAAGAUCCCAAACUUUCUCAUGUACCAGAAGAAGUUGCUUCUACUUGAUCUAUCCAGCAACAGAAUACCCGGAACCAUUCCUACCUGGCUCUUGGCUAAUAAUUCAGAACUUGAAGUUCUACAGCUGCAGAACAACUCAUUCACUGUCUUCCAGAUUCCUACAAUAGUCCAUAAGUUGCAGUUCUUGGAUUUUUCAGCAAAUAAUAUCAACGGAGUAGUGCUCCCUGAUGGUUUUGGACAUGUGCUUUCAAAUCUGAUACAUAUGAAUGGCUCUCAUAAUGGUUUCCAAGGGAAGUUUCCAUCAUCUAUUGGUGAGAUGAAGAAUAUAUCAUUCCUGGACCUGUCUCAUAACAAUCUCUCUGGAGAGAUACCUAGAAGCUUAUUCACAGGUUGUUAUUCAUUACAAAUCCUGCACCUGUCUCACAACAAAUUUACUGGUCAUGUUCUUCCAAGACAGACGAACCUAACAUCAUUGGUAGUGUUGAGGAUGGAUAACAACUUAUUCACUGGGGAGAUCGGUGAAGGUUUCCUUACCUUGGUUAACUUGUCAGUACUUGACAUAUCAAACAAUCUUCUCAGCGGUUCUGUUCCAAGUUUGAUACCAAACUCAUCUGAUAUGUUUAUGUUAUUGUUAUCAAACAACCUCUUAGAAGGUACGUUACCCUCUUCUCUCCUGGCUAAUCAACAUCUCAACUUUCUUGACCUCUCUGGGAACUUAUUAUCCGGAGCCUUGCCAUCAUAUGAUAGUUCUAUAUACGGGAUAAAGUUGUUCUUACAUAACAACAGCUUCACAGGGGAGAUACCAAGAACAUUGUUGGAAAAUGCUGAGAUACUUGAUUUGAGGAAUAAUAAACUCUCUGGGAGUAUCCCACAGUUUGUCAACACCAUGGACAUGAGAAUCUUUUUGUUGAAGGGGAAUAACUUAACAGGAGCUAUCCCAAGGGAGCUGUGUGGUCUGAAAAACAUUGGAGUUUUAGAUAUUUCAAACAACAAGCUUAGUGGAGUCAUACCUUCUUGCCUCCAUAAUUUAUCAUUUGGAUCAGGAGAGUAUGAGGAGGUGAGGAAUGGAGCCACUGAGGCAUAUGGCUUUGUACCGAGCCUUCAUUGGGAACUUUACAGAUCAUCAUUUUUGGUUGAUGAGUUCAAGUUAGACUAUGAAACGUACAUGAGUUUUGAAAUCCAGUUUGCAGCAAAGCAAAGGUAUGAUUCAUACACUGAAGAAUCUAAGAUCAGCAGAGGAACACUUGAUUUUAUGUAUGGAUUGGAUCUGUCUAGCAAUGUGUUAAGUGGUGUUAUCCCGGAAGAGCUUGGAGAACUCUCGAAACUACGAGCCAUGAAUCUAUCUCGGAACUUUUUGUCGAGUUCUAUACCGGAUAGCUUCUCAAAACUGAAGGAUAUUGAGAGUCUUGAUCUUUCUUAUAACAUGUUACAUGGUAACAUCCCUCGUCAGUUAACAAACCUCACUUCUCUUGCUGUCUUCAACGUCUCCUACAACAAUUUAUCAGGCAUCAUUCCCCAAGGGAGGCAAUUUGACACAUUCAACGAUAUGAGCUACUUAAGCAAUCCUCUUCUUUGUGGAUUACCAACCAAGAGAAGUUGUCAAGAAGCUAAGAAGAGAACAGAGGAAGUUGAUAAAAGAGGAGAAGAAGAAGUUGAUAAAAGAGGAGAAGAAGAAGAUGAUGAAGCUGAUAUUGACAUGAUGGUCUUCUAUUGGACUAGUGCAUCAACUUAUGUGACUGCGUCGAUAGGUAUUCUUGUCCUUAUGUUCUUUGAUUGUCUUUGGCGUCAAGCAUGGCUCCGCCUUGUUGAUGCUUUCAUCACCUCUACAAAAAAAGUGUGUGUGUCUUAA